AUGGGUUGUACCAAUUCUAUGUUGUUGGGGAGGCCAACACUCGCGCUGCCAAUCACCAGAUUGUGCGCAAAUGGCGCACAAUGGACUGAUUUGGAGAAAUAUCGUGACCGCAUGUUGAAAGAAGUGAGAGAUUAUGAGACUGCUAAAGCUGCCUUUGUUGAGAAAAAGGCGAAACUUGAAUCUGAUAGGAAAUCAGAAGAGUGGGGUCGCGAAGGCCUUGCGGCUGAGGAGCUAUUGUCCAAGGAGCGUGGUGAGUUCAAGAGAAUAUGUGAAAAGGACAACCAGCGCGCGUACGCGGCUCUCAAAAAGAUUACGGAGCUUGAGGGUAAGGUUGUGGAAUUGACCGGGAAGGUUGAAGAUGCGCAGGCAACAAAGGAGAAUGCUGAGGUUGAGCUGGCUGAGGUGAAGUUGCAGUUGUCAAGAAAAAACAAGGAUCUGGUCGCCAAGGACGUCGAGAUUGUCGAGCUAAAACGUCGCCUACAAGAGCAGGUUGACAAAAGUGAGUCCUUGGAGAUCGAUCUUGAGGCUGAAAGAUCGAAAGCUGCUUCUGCUGAGGAAGCCAGGAAAAAGACCGAGGAGGUGGCCAACUCGAUUUUGAAUGCUGGGGAAUUGGACAGGACUGUUGCUGCUCUCAUAGAUGCCUCGCGCGUGGUUGGACACCGUGGAGGUUAUCUGGAAUCUGCGCAGCAUGCAGAGGAGAUUUUCGGGCAGGAGUUUGACACAAGUCACUGUUCCGUGGCUGAUGAAGCUAAUGCGGAGUUUACUCAUGCUGAAAAUGCAUACGAUCACCUAGCGCUGCCUGUGAUGGACUUGAUCACGAAAGCUUUAGAGCAUGAUGACUGGUGUUCUCGUCUUAAGGCUAUUCUGGACCCACCAGAGAUGGUUGAGUUAUCUGAUGAGGAGGAGCUGGCGGGCGAUGGUGGUGAUGAUGAUGGUGCUGGUGACCAAAAUGACGAUGACAAAGACGAUGGCGAUGGUGAUGGUCACGAAUGA
Messenger RNA from Helianthus annuus (common sunflower), 993 nucleotides. Its product is annotated as myosin-6-like. The transcript is spliced from 3 exons. NCBI's taxonomy places the organism in Eukaryota, Viridiplantae, Streptophyta, Magnoliopsida, Asterales, Asteraceae. Bases 1 to 993 code for a protein of 330 amino acids. The record is from RefSeq and is a predicted model, not a curated record.